Molecule: messenger RNA, 1575 nt
Organism: Astrephomene gubernaculifera
Lineage: Eukaryota; Viridiplantae; Chlorophyta; Chlorophyceae; Chlamydomonadales; Astrephomenaceae
Source: the annotation of a GenBank genome assembly
GAUAAAGCUUGCUGCUUGACAUCAGUAUACUGGAUUAGCGACUAAAACAGCUCAGUUAUUACUUGGAUACGUUUAGAGCAAUCCUUUUCACUUCUCAACGCGAAAGCAGCAACCUAAAGUUCUGUACUUGGUUGCCAAUGGCAGCCACAGACGCUGGUCGAGCCCAGACGGGCUUCUAUUGUAGCACGUCAGGCACCUACUUCGCAGAUUUACAAAGCCUAUCCGAACACUACAAGUCUGAUUUCCAUAGGUACAACCUCAAACGAAAAGUCGCCGGGCUACCUCCAGUCACAAAAGAAUGGUUUGAGGCACGGAAGGCACAGCUGAGUAGCGCGGCCGCCGGGGCAUCCGCCGCCGCGCCCGUUCAGCGGAUUUGGAUUGACCCAUUGACCAAGAAGAAAUUCAACACGGAGAAUACGUACCAGGCCUUCGUGCGGUCAAAGAAGUACCUCGACUUGGUGCGGAAAAGUGGACAACCCGCGCCCGAGGCUGUUAUCGUCACGCGACAGGCAACACAGGAGGCUGUGCAAGAUGCAAACGCCGCCGCUGCUUCCACCGCUGCCGCCUCCAACGGCGCUGCACCUGCGACCAACGCUGCUCCCAAGCCGUCUGGCUUCCGCAUCGUGGCCCCCUCCGGCGGCCUGCCGCAGCAGCGACAGCAAGACGCUGCUGGCGACACGACCAUGGCGGAUGGGGGAGCAGACGAGGAGGAGGAGGAGGACGGUGACAGCAGCGGCUGGGAGACGGCCUCGGAUGAGGAGGAGCUGGCGGAGCUGGCAGCGGCAGCGGAGGCGGGAGGGGAGGGAGCGGCGGCAGCUGAUGCAGAUGGGCAGGAGUGGCCCGAGUGGGACGUAUGCCGCAGCCUGUUUGACAACCACGUCAGCGCCUCCCUGCAGGCCAACCUGGAGUACAUGUUCAAGCGGUUCGGCUUCUACCUGCCGGACAGCCAGUACCUGCGGGACCCCGAGGGGCUGCUCAAGUACCUGGGCGCCAAGCUGCAGGUGGGCCGUGUGCCCCUCUACACCCGAGGUGACGACGCGGCGGGUCGGCAGUUCCGCAGCUUGCAUGCCGUACAGCGGCACAUGGUGGACACCUGCCAGUGCAGGAUGGCGUACGACGACAACGAAGAUGAGUACGACGAGUUUUACGACUACGACAUGGGAGAGGAGUCUGACGACGACGAGGGCGCGGGCGCAGUGGUGCUGGCAGGCACGGUGCCCGGCACCUCCUCCUCCGCCAUCGCGGGCUACGAGCUGGUGGUGGGGGCGGGCGGCGAGGACGGCAGCGGCGGCGGCGGCAAGGUGCUGGGGCACCGGGAGUUCGCGCGGCUGUACCGGCAGCGGCACCGGCCGGAAGAUGAGCGGCGCUCGGUGCUGGUCAACACAAUGCUGGCCAGAUACCGCGCGCUGGGCGCCCCCACCAGCACCGACAGCGUGCGGGAGCGGAAGGUGAAGCAGGAGGCCACUGCCUCGAGGCGGCACCAGCAGGCCAGCCAACUCAAGAUGAGCAUGAUAAAGAACGUGCUCAAGAAGCUGCCCAAGAACUGCGAGUAUUGAGGGGAAGGAGGAGGAGGAG